This is a messenger RNA of Ceutorhynchus assimilis (cabbage seed weevil), 6962 nucleotides long. The record is from the annotation of a GenBank genome assembly. NCBI's taxonomy places the organism in Eukaryota, Metazoa, Arthropoda, Insecta, Coleoptera, Curculionidae.
GGCUAACCCAACUUAACCCAGAGUGGUCACGUGGUUUUUAACUAAUAAGAGCCCCAUAUAAACCAUAUAAAAUAGUUUACCAGUCUUACAGAUAAUUCUAAGAGUGGUCACGUGGUUUUUAACUAAUAAGAGCCCCAUCUUACUGCGCACCAUAUUACACCAACCCUCUAUUUGAAAAUUUGUUCCAGCUUGAGUUGAGAACUAUCUAAAAUUUUCAGUCAGUCGCGCAUCAGCUAAAGAAGAAAGCAGUGGGUAGAUACGUGCUGCCUGUUAUAAGUUUUACGUAAAAAAUAACGCGCGCUGAAACUUUUUAAUUGAAUUUCAAUAUUUAAUUAUUUAAAAGUUUCUGUUUUUAAGUUAGUGAGCAGUGAUAAGACAAAAUAUAAUGUUUUUUUCAUAAUAAUUAUUACAAUUUUUUAACAAAAAUGUUGCUGAGGAUUAUUUUUUUGGGAUUUUUUACAAAAGAAAUCCUCGCCGGACAAAGGUUUGAACAGCAACCGAGCUACACCGAAGUUAAUCCAGGUCAGGACGCCUAUCUCGAGUGUAAAGUGUUUAACAAAAGGGGUUCGUGCUCUUGGCAGAAGGACAACAAGCCAAUGGGUAUGUACCCACACAAAUACGAAUGGAUAUCGUCCAAUCAGCAAAACGGCGACUGCUCUAUAUGGGUCAGAGCGGCCCAGCUAGAAUUCGACGAUGGAAGUUGGGAAUGUCAAGUCACCGCCAGCGAUUUUCACACUCAAGACGCUCUUACCAGUCAUCCGGUUCGUUUGGUUGUCAGAGUUCCUCCUCAACGACCGAGAAUAGAGUUCAACGGAACCCAGGUACUGCCCGGUCACAACCUGACGACGCUUCACGGCGAAGUUGCAGUUAUAAAAUGCGUGUCGCAUUAUGGAAACCCGCCUCCGGUAUUAAAAUGGUUUUUAGAUCAACAAGAAAUAACGCCGUCGAGACGUCAGACCAACACCACUGAGCUUGACAACACGAAAACUUGGCUGGCGGUGUCAGUUUUAGAAUUGACAAUAUCCAAAGAGAAUCAUGGCAGGAUGCUGAGUUGUGUAGCUGUGCACGAAUCGUACUCUACUAAAUCUAGCAGCAUCGAAGUCAGAUUGGAUGUAAUGUUUGUUCCAGAAACUCGUCUCGUUGGUAUCCCGACCACCGACAUAGAAGACCUAAAAGACUCGAUAGCGAUUCGAUGUGUCGUGAGCGCCAAUCCAAAAGCUUCUGUAGUAUGGAGAAGAGAAGGCCAAAGUCAACCGGCAAGCCUACAGGAGCUUUUGCAAUUCAGUCCGGCCAUCAGGCAACAUUCCGGAUUGUACACUUGCCAUGCCAGGAAUAAGGCUGGAGAUUCUGUACCGAUACGCGUCCAGAUUGAUGUCAAAUAUCGUCCCAAAGUAAUCAGUGUUGGCCGAGAACGCGUCAAAACCUCCACCUUGUUCGCCCCAGUUAACUUCGAAUGUCUAGGCGAAGGUAACCCACCUCCCACCUACCAAUGGAUUCAGAAGAAACGCUCAGGCAGCAUCGUGGAACGUGGCACUGAGGCCAAAUUGAACAUCAGAAACGUCACUUACGAGUAUCAAGGAGAAUGGAGGUGCAAAGCUACAAAUAUUAUUAAAGGCGAGGAACAAAGUGAUGUCAGUGAGCCGAUUAUACUUCAAGUAUAUGGUGCCCCGCAAGUUUUGCGACACACGGCAACGCCGGAAAUUUUCAUCGAAAGCGGACAAAGUGUAGAUCUGAGCGUGGUCGUUUGCGCUGAUCCCAGACCGAGAUCUGUGGCCUGGGAAUGGGGCUCGCUCAGAUUGGAAGCUGGCAAUGAGAUGGGAAAAUUCAAAGUAGACGAAGUAACUCAAGAAGAGGGAGAAGAUUGCUACUUAACCACACUUCACGUUAAAGAUACUUCGGCGACAGACUCGAGGACUUAUUAUUUGCUCGUGGAAAACGACAAGGGAAAAGACACGCACGCCGUUCAAUUAUACGUGAAUGAGCCGCUACAAAUGAGCACAUUGGUGAGCGUAGCUGGUGCCCUUCUAGUCGGUUUCCUAGUGCUGGUUUGCAUUUGCAUCUACGCAAUUAAAGCGGAAAAAUGUUGUUUUUCAAGAAAAGGAGACUUCAAACCGUCUGACAUUGAUGGAAAAAAUCUGGACAUUGAAAAAACAGCCCAUCAUCAGUUGACUAUCAACCAAAGUCAGCACCCAGCUUCGGUUGGUGGAAUCCCCGCCGAUGCCAUUUAUACAACGGGUCCUAGAGGCGGUACUCAUCCGGACGCCAUGAAGCCUCCCCCUUCCACCACACACACAUUCAACGGUAGAACUAGUUUCGAAGAGCGGUACCAUCAGGAAGACUUGGACAAGAGGUACCGCAGCUUCAGUAGGUACGAGCCGCCCAAACCCGACGACAAUUGGUCGUACGCUAACAAGUACAAAAGGCGCUCGUUGAAUUCGAGAAAGAACGGUACUUUUAGGCCGAAGCCGUUGCAACUCGAUAAUGAAAAGUAUUACGAUCUUGUUUUUCCUAAGCAACGUAGUACUGAUUAUCGGUACGUUUAUGAGCCGAAUGGUUUAGAUCGAGCUGAUUUAUAAUUGUAUAGUAUUAAGAUCUUUGUUAACGUAAUUAAUUGGAGCCGAUUGAAUUCUCUACAAAUGCAGUGGUGUAAGAUAGGCGGUUUCAUAGACUUCCUUCCGGUAUGAGGCAUCACAAGAGUCUGGGGAGCUGAUAGAUAGAGCUCCGAAAGAUGUCAAACGAUAUCAUAGACCGAAAAGACCACGGCCACCAAGAUUACGCAUGAAUAUACCAUAAUUUAAUUGAAAAUACAAGUUUUAAUAUGUAUUUAUUAAUGUUGUUCAUUAUCGUAUAUAAACUUGUAUCUAAAUUUUGACCCUUCAAAGGUCCUGUACUUUCUAUACAUCAAUAUCAUUAAUAUCAAUAUUACGUUUUUGAUGGAAUACAAAUUAUUAGGAAUAGUAAGUAACGGUAUAUUUUAUACAAAGAGUUCAAUGGUUAAAAAGUGAAAACAAAUACCAAAAUUAAAUAGUUAUGGUAUAGGCCUAGGUAUACUAUACUGUGAGGACAUAAAGUCCGUCUCCUCUCUCUAACUUUUGAACCGCUCGGUAUAUUGCAAGGAAAUUUGGAGCGAUGAUAUGUGAGCCAUUUUUUGAAUAACAAAUGACAGUAUUAGCUGUCAAAAUGGCAGUAACCAAAUGUUUUCAGAAUCGGGCAUUAAAUUGAGAAUAAAAAGACCUUUGAAACUAUGUAUGACUCUUAGAGCAGGUAAAGGUAAAGAGGAGUAGUAAAUUGUAUUUGAAAAAUGAAGCCAUUUUUUUCCAGGUAUUUUGGCACCAAAAUAAUGGCGGUAUAGGAAAUUCAAUGCUUUACCUGUAUUUUGGUGCCAAACACCUGCCAAAAACUUGGCUUCACAUUAGUUUCAUAAGCAGAAUGGCGCGUUCCUACUCCUUAUGUCCGUAGGACAGCGCUUUACCUGCUCUAAGGUAUGACUUGACACCGCCUUCUAUUUAAAAACACGUUUCAAAACUGCGCCCAGCUAUCAUUUUGACAGCUCAAGCUGUCAUUUGUUUUACAGAAAAUGGAGAAUUUUCUCUCAUAGCAUCAUUUCAUAUUUCGUUGCAAUAUACCGAGCAGUUCAAAAGUUGGAGGGGAGUUGACGGACUUUAUGUCCUCACUGUAUGAAUUUUUAUUAUAAUGUUAAAUUGUUGCAAACAACACUCAUUUUAGUCAUUUUUAAAUAAUAUUUUGUCCGAAAAUGAUUGAAAUAAUUACCUACCUAGUGCUGAAAAUAUCAUACAUAGUACGUUCGUAGAAAAAAAUUAACGUAAUAACUUAUCUGAAUCACAUAAUUGACGUGAAUUUAGUGAACAACUUCUCUCCUCUCGUACUGUGACACGCUGACAUUCGGGAAAGUUUGGAGCUCCGUCUGUCUGUUCCCCAGACUCCUGUAUGAGGCACCUUUAUGAUGCAAAAUCGGCUGUCUUAUACUACUAAUUCAUAACUAAAUCCAAAGUAAUACAUUUUAUCAAUAACUUGAUGACCAUUCGGAAUCUGAAGAAAUUACCCAAAAAAGAAAAACACAAAUAAGUACUUGUCAUAUAUUUUCUCUAGAAUGUUCUGGAAAACCAAAAUAUACGUUAGGGCUGGUAUUUCAAUGUUACCCUAAAAUCAAGAGUACCCUUAACGUUAAGGUAAACUUUGAAUCAGUUCAUUCAGGUGGCUUAAGAUCCACCUUGAAUUAAGGAAACAUUAAUAUACGGUGAAACUUGUAUUAGGGACGUUAUUCUGUACCUUAAAGUGACAUUGAAAUACCGGCCCUUAAUCCCUAUUAACAUGUAAUUUUAAGUUGUGUAAAGACUGAAAAAUUUUAAAAAUCUAUCGCUGUAAAUAAAAAACUGCCAGUACGACUAAUACUAAUUUUUUUGUAUAUAGACUCUACUAACUGUGUAAAGUGAGGAUCAGAAUUCUUGAUACCCUCACUUCUACACAAAAAUAAUAUUAUUUUAGGCUAAUUUACUCCAUCAUAACUAAAUUGAAAUGUUUUUUAAAUAUUAUAUUCUUCGUUAUUAAAAUUAAUAUAAUUAUUAUUAGGUAGAACGAAUUUAAACACUCUAAAAUUAAUUGUUAGACCGUAGAUUUUCUUAUAUAUGUGAUGUUACAAUAAAAUAACUUAUAUAUUGUUAUAAGCUUUAAAUGUGAAAUCCGAAUAAAUUUUAUCAAUACAUAAUACAUUCAUUUGUGUCAUAAAUUUAUAAUUGUGUAAAAAUAAUUAUUAUGUAUUUUCGAUUUUAGACGGAAUAAUAUAUAAAUGUACAAUGUAAAUUAAUUGACAGGUGCGUUUUUUUUUUUGUACUGGUUGUUGACCCCCCCAGUUACCUGUAAUUCGGUUACUUGACAGAUCUGUGUAUCAAUGACAUCUUAAUACACCGCAUCUCAUUCAUAAACUGGACUGGGACUCUAUAACAAGUAGAGAUCGUUAUCCACAUCGCUAUGGGACUUACUAGAGAGAGAAAAUAUCUCUAUUCGUUACAGAGUCCCAGCCCUGAUGUUUGUUGUAAUGACAAGACCACCUAUCAGUGUUGCCAGUUCAUAUUUUGUUUUGUCAGUAGAUUACCAGUCUAAAUAUUAGUAGAAAUCAGUAGACAGAUAAGUUGCCUUGUUAAAGGGGUAAGCUAUUAGGCUAUACUCAAUUAAUUAUUUUAACUAUGUUUUUUCAAAUUGUCUAACAAAACUACUCAUUACUCGGUUAUAACUGCACAUAUUAUGAUGUAUAAUUAUAUAUUUUGAAUCAGAAUUAAAUUAUCUUUAAGAUAGAAUAAGAUUCAAUUCUUUAUCUCAAAUACUUUUGAAGAUAUUGACGCUCAAAGUCAAAACUUUGUCUUAAAUUUCACAAAAGAUUCAAAGCUGAUUUUUCUUGAAAACGAAGCCCUUGGGCUCGGAGUCUCAAAUAACCUUUUUUAUAGCCCUUAUGAAGAGCUACAAUUGGGUAAAAGAUUCAUGCCAAUAGCUUCACUGGUUUCCAAAAUAUGGCCCUUUGAAAUAUUUGAAAAUCAAAUUUCCAUCUUUGGAAAAAAUCGAAUUUUCAAAUUUUUGGAUUUUGCAAUUUUUGACUUUACCAAUCGAAAGAGAAGGUGAAAAUUAAUGGAAAAGCAUUUUCGCAACUUUGUUUUUUGGGUUUUUGGGCUUGUGAAAAAAUUAAAACCGUUUUUCCACAUUUUGGGUCCAGAAAAUUUCAAUAAUCUGACAUUGUCUCACAAAACUACUCAUUACUCGGUUAUUACUACACAUAUUAUGAUGUAUAAUUAUAUAUUUUGAAUCAGAAUUAAAUUAUCUUUAAGAUAGAAUAAGAUUCAAUUCUUAAUCUCAAAUACUUUUGAAGAUAUUGAGGCUCAAAGUCAAAACUUUGUCUUAAAUUUCACAAAAGAUUCAAAGCUGAUUUUCUUGAAAAUGAAGCCCUUGGUUUCGGAGUCUCAAAUAACGUUUUGUAUAGCCCUUCUGGAAAGCUACAAUUGGGAAAAAGAUUCAUGCCAAUAGCUUCACUGGUUUCCAAAAUAAGGCCCUUUGAAAUAUUUGAAAAUCAAAUUUCCAAGCAUAACCCCUUUGGAAAAAAUUUUUGUACCUACUAACCUCAAAAUAUUUUACAACAAAUUAUAUAUGAAAAUAAAGGCCAAUGUGUAGGUUUUCAAACAAGAUGAUCACAAUUGCAAAAGAACGUUUCACUUCCACUUGUCACGUAAUUGAAAAUUGCACUUUUUUAGAUCAGAUACGUCCAAAAUCGCGUACGUACACUCUUAUGUCCUGUAAAGCCUGGAUUUAUUUCAGAGUCCAGUAGAUACUCACUAAAAGGGCAUCUAGCGCCAUCUGGGGAACGUACACUUGAAAUGCGUUUAAAUUACAUUGAGUGGGCAUAUUAUCAACAUGGGCAUAUAACCUUCCACUACCUUAUAGGAUGCUCUAUAUUUGGUUCUUUAUUCGUAAAGAGUACAAUUUCCAAAAAUGUACAACUCUUAUAUUUUUACCUUUUUUCUACCUGUAAAGGUAAAGGAGGUAGGUGGAGUGUCAAUAUAUAAAAAAGCACCUUGUAAAAAUAAGUGGAUUAUUGUGGAAUUUAUGGUUGAACCUCUGCGCAGCCAUCUACUCACCAAUAUACUGUUGAACUGUUCAAAAAAAAUCACUUACCUGAAACGUGUAGUUUUUGAACUGAUAAGAAAAAUUCAUAACUGUGAGUGGAUCAGGUUAGUAUUGUACUUGAACAACAUAUUGGUGAAUAAAUAGCUGGGUCCACCUAUAAGUUCCGCAACAAUCCACUCGUUUGUACUUGAAUAACUUAUCACAAUAUAUUUCUAGUUUGGUAAAGUAACAUUAUUAAUUUCUGUUGAAAGGCGAAUUAAGAAAAAGUGGAUAAUCUUACAAAUUCUGACUUUAUAUAAUAAGUUAUUUUUCAAGUACAAAUAGGUGGAUUG